This is a messenger RNA of Cryptococcus deneoformans JEC21, 959 nucleotides long. RefSeq names its product nucleolus protein, putative. The transcript is spliced from 3 exons. Bases 47 to 913 code for a protein of 288 amino acids. Gene Ontology annotation, molecular function: rRNA (adenine) methyltransferase activity. The record is from RefSeq and is a predicted model, not a curated record. Lineage: Eukaryota; Fungi; Basidiomycota; Tremellomycetes; Tremellales; Cryptococcaceae. Gene Ontology annotation, cellular component: nucleolus.
ACGACCUAUAAUACCACGACUGCCAAUUAUCACAGUCAUCAAUGUCAUGGGCGGUACUCGGAAAAAGACGAGAAAGGAAUCUAUAGUAUCCGGUUCCUCGACUGCCCGGACUUCCUCGGUCUCACAUAAGGUCACACGCUCGACUAUCACUGCAUUUCACGUUCUACUCAGAAAAAAGGCCAAUAUAACUAAAAAAUUACAGCAUGCCACUACCGAUUCCGAGAGAUCCCUCGGGCAGAAAGAGCUAGAUGUAAUCAACAACAAUAUAUCAGAACUAGGAGGACUAGACGCGUAUCAAAGAGCAAGUCAAUUGGGACAAUCUAAGGACAGAGGCGGCGAUAGCUCGAGGAUACUAGUCAACUGGUUACUGGGUAUGGGCAUGAAGAAGGACCGGCCAUUAAAAAUGUUAGAAAUAGGGGCACUUCGGCCAGAUAAUUAUGCUUCAGAGAGGUGGUUAAAAAAUACUCCAAUAGAUUUACAUUCGCAACAUCCGUCAAUACUUGAGCAGGACUUCUUCCUCCGUCCCCUUCCCAUAUCGGAAGAAGAGUCAUUUGACCUCAUUAGUUGCAGUUUAGUCCUGAAUUUUGUUGAUGACCCAGCCAGAAGAGGCAAAAUGCUCCAGUUAAUACAUAAACACCUGAGGCCUAGCAGCGAAUCGUUGUUGUUUCUCGUUCUUCCUUUGCCUUGCGUCAAUAAUUCACGUUAUUUGACGUUGCCUGUAUUAGUCGAAAUCAUGGAAGCAAUAGGAUUCAUUCUUGUCAAAGAGCGGUGGAAGACGGGAGGCAAAGUAGGCUAUUGGCUUUGGCGUUGGAACAAUAAAAGGGACUCUGGCAAAGAGGGAGGGUUAUUACAACGAAAGGUACUGCAGCGAAGCGGUGCGAAGAUGAACAAUUUCGCAAUCGUAUUGCCAUAACGACGUCUCUUACUAACAUAGAAUAAAAAAUGCAUUUGAUAUGGCU